Adineta ricciae is the source of this 810-nucleotide messenger RNA. The record is from the annotation of a GenBank genome assembly. Lineage: Eukaryota; Metazoa; Rotifera; Eurotatoria; Adinetida; Adinetidae.
AUGAAUAAUUCAGAUACAAAUACGAAGUCUGAAAUGAUCAGUGAUGUUGCUGUCACAUCAAAUGAACAAUCUGUCGAUCUAACUGAUGUCAAUGUUUUAAUAACAACUUUUCGAAGCGAUGCAACAAAUGAAGAUAUACAAAAAUUAAUUCGUCGAGAAAUGCAAGUUGAAGAUUUACCAAUUGCAAAAGAACUUAAAGAAAUGCGAUCUCAGUCUGAAAAUGCACAUUUAUCGACACAAUUUGAAACAAAUCGUGAACGUGUUCAAAAUCAAUUUAUUGCUAAUAGUGUCAAUGCAUGGAUUGACACAGCAAUGGAUUCUUUGCAUAUUGUUGCACAUGCCAGUGCCAUGACAUCAUUAUUAGGAAAUGCUUUAAAUACAAAGGGAAUUCAAUCAAUUCCAGCUGCAGCAAUUGAUCACGGUCGAAGUCUUCUCGAUAGAACACUCUCGAUUUAUUCUCGAUCGGUUCAACAAGCACAUGAUGGUACAAAUUGUUUACUUGGUGCGAUUGAGAAAAAUAAUAAUACUAAAAAUAAUCCUAAAGUAAAUAAAGCAUUAGAACUAUACAAAAGAAUUUAUUUGAGAUUUAAAAAUGGCCAAAGUGAUGUUAAAGAAGUGGCAGAAUCACAUAGUCAACUUGUUCAUGAAAUUGAAGAAGCAGAACCAGAUGAAACAACAGAAGUAAGACAGGAAGCGAAGAAAUCGUCAAAUUUAUGGAAAGUAGCUCUUCUCAUUGGUGGAAUUAUAGCAGUACCACUUGUUAUCGUUGGUGGAGUAGUUGUUAUUGCUAUGAUGUCAAUUAAAAAAUGA